Messenger RNA from Ceratotherium simum simum (southern white rhinoceros), 1084 nucleotides. RefSeq names its product tetraspanin 4 (gene TSPAN4). NCBI's taxonomy places the organism in Eukaryota, Metazoa, Chordata, Mammalia, Perissodactyla, Rhinocerotidae. The record is from RefSeq and is a predicted model, not a curated record. Gene Ontology annotation, cellular component: plasma membrane.
AGUUCCCAGGAGAGGCCAUGGGGAGCAGCGUGGCUGCCGCUGUCCCAGCCUGUGCACGUACUCCCAACACUCGUGUGCACGGAGGCUCCUUGGGGCCCUUGAUCCUCCCGUCUUGACUCUGCUGUGGCUCAGGCUGGACCAGAGGACCCUGGGGGAGCCUCAGAGAGCUCCAGCCUGCCUGGGCUGCGCUAACGGCUAGCCCGCCCGCUGGCCCGCCCUCAGAGGCACCGAGCACCUCCUGGCUUCUCUCCAGUGGCAAACCCAGAGCUGAAGCGCUGCAGCAUGGCGCGCGGCUGCCUCCAGGGCGUCAAGUACCUCAUGUUCGCCUUCAACCUGCUCUUCUGGCUGGGAGGCUGCGGCAUCCUGGGUGUCGGCAUCUGGCUGGCUGCCACGCAGGGUAACUUCGCCACCCUGUCUGCCUCCUUCCCGUCCUUGUCGGCUGCCAACCUGCUCAUCGUCACCGGCACCUUCGUCAUGGCCAUCGGCUUCGUGGGCUGCAUUGGGGCCAUCAAGGAGAACAAGUGCCUGCUGCUCACUUUCUUCGUGAUGCUGCUGCUGGUGUUCCUGCUGGAGGCCACCAUCGCCAUCCUCUUCUUCGCCUACACAGACCAGAUCGACAGGUACGCCCAGCGAGACCUGAAGAAGGGCCUGCACUUGUAUGGCACCCCGGGCAACGUGGGCCUCACCAACGCCUGGAGCAUCAUCCAGACCGACUUCCGCUGCUGCGGGGUCUCCAACUACACCGACUGGUUCGAGGUCUACAACGCCUCGCGCGUGCCCGACUCCUGCUGCCUGGAGUUCAGCGAGAGCUGUGGGCUGCACGCGCCCGGCACCUGGUGGAAGGCGCCAUGUUACGAGACGGUGAAGAUGUGGCUCCAGGAGAACCUGCUGGCCGUGGGCGUCUUCGGGCUAUGCACGGCGCUGGUGCAGAUCUUGGGCCUGACCUUCGCUAUGACCAUGUACUGCCAGGUGGUGAAGGCCGACACCUACUGCGCAUAGGCUGCCUGCUGCCCGCCACCCCCGCUUCGCUGCCAAAGGACAUCGCCCACCAGGGAGACGACCACAUCCCCACCCACCUCUCCCA